AUGUCAAAUCAAUAUCCAUCCUAUCACAACUACAAUAAUCAACAGCAAGCUCAACAGCAGGAUAACAUGAAUCAUAAUCAACCCCCACAAUAUCAGGUGCAGGUGUUGUCACAUCAAUUUCAUGCACCAAAUAAUCUUUUGCCAAUGCAACCAACGAUGUCGCAUCGCCAACAUAUUCCUUCAUCUUUUCCUACUAAUGGUUCAGUACCUGGCACUGAUGCUUUUGUAACUACCCCUACAAACAACCCAUUUAAUAUACCGCAGGGUAUUCCUCCGCAAUCCCUGCAGCAAAACUAUGUGUUACCUCUGCCUGCAUCGAUAAUAUCUAACGUGAAAAACAAGUCUCCACUUCAUCCUGAUACUUCACCCACGAGAAAGCGACUGCAAUCACGACUUCAAGUUCCAACUGCUUCACCACACCCUCAACAAACACCAAAGAAGAAAAGGGGUAGACCACCGAAGCCAGACUCUUUAGCUCAAAAAAUCACAACAACAUUGAAUAUAAGUGUUAAUACUUCACCUUUGAACUCCACACCAGCAGAAUCGAAUUCUAAUCUGAUGGUGAGGCAAGGUGCUCCCGAUAUUUUUACUCCCUUAAUGAGAGUCAGCCCUACAAGCAAAUCACAAAGAAGAAAACGGAAGCUUUCCACUAGUAGCAACGGAAGCAAUCAGAGCUCAUCCAGCCCCACCACCAACAAUGGGUCUCCAACUACGAAGAAAUCAAGACCUACCAACACCAACCAAAGUCAAAAGCCGGGAGCCUUCAACGAUAGUAUAAGUUAUAACAAAAACCAACAUCUAGUAACACCGUUAUCAACUUCAGGAGAAACUCACUUUUCAAAUCCUGAAAGUUCUUACCAAAUUAAUUACAAGACUUUGGAUAAUAUGUCUAUGAUCACACAAUCUCAAGGUUAUUACAACACUCCUCCUCCUACAUCUACUAGACGCAACUUUUCAACACCCCGUGUUAACCAGAAACAACACCUAGAUAAUCUACCAGAAUCUAAUAAUCCCACACCUCUUAACCAUAAUAACCAAGCCAAUCAUUCAAGGGCCUCUCCUCAUCUAGCCAAGAUAAACGAAAUCAAACAUGAAUCGAAGAACUUGUUGCCUCCAGUAUCAUUAACGAGCCAAAGUUUAAUGAAUGAGCGGAACAACAACAACAACAACAACAACAGCAACGAAAAUAUCACAAAGAACAUACCAAAUGAGCAAGAAAUCGCUGCCCAAAACCAUUUUACUUGCGAGAGUUUUUCAAGCAGUGACGACAGAAUUAAUGGCAGUACAAGCAGAAAAUCAUCAGACGAUUUUCUGUUCAGAUUGACUAUUGAUGAGCUGGGGAAGGCAGUGUUGUCAAGUGAUGUUUUUGCUCCUAUUGCCAGCGGUGACAAGAAUGAGAUGCAGCAGCAGCAGCAGCAGCAACAACAGGAAAUUACAUCUGAGACAAAGGAACAGCUGGCUGAUGAUUUUUCUACAGUUCCAGCUCCUUCAAAGGUACCGUCCAUGUUGCCUCAUACCAAAUCAGUAAUAGGUAUAGAGUCGAUGCACAGCAAUGAGGUUAAAAGCAAAGCACCUUUAAGAAGACACAAUUCCGAUAUCACAGAUUUCAGUUCCAGCAAAGACCCAGCUCCUCAAAUCUUAGCACCAAUUAAUGAAGCUUCCAAUAAUAAUCCGCCAUCGAAUUUUAAUAAUCCACAAACACCUAGAGAAUCUUACGCAUACGUUUCAACUGGACUUACUCCAUUGUUUAAUUUGACUCCUCAGUUCAAUUCGUUGAUGUACUCAGUGAUGAAUUUGAAUGCUUCUCCAGCGUACAGAAAACCGAACAAUCCAUUUUUAAUAAAUCAGGAACUAUUCACCAAUGGAGAUAACGCUGAUAUUGUUCAAAGAAGCCAACAUUUGGAAGAGUUAGUUGAACAUCCACGAUUAGAAAAACUCCAUGAAAAAUCAAACGCUGUGAUGAUGGAAGAUCUAGUCGAUGAGAAAAAUCCAAAUAACACUACAAUGGAUACUCACAACAAUGACAUUCUUACUGGUGGCGCUCAAGAUGUUGCUGGUCAUGCUAAUUAUCUGCUGGCUUCAUCGUCAGAAGACUCUGGAGAUGCAAGACUAGCUUUGAAAAAGAUCAUUCAUGUGAAAAGAAAAUAA
Messenger RNA from Candida dubliniensis CD36, 2148 nucleotides. RefSeq lists its product as uncharacterized. The coding region runs from base 1 to 2148 and encodes 715 amino acids. The transcript has a single exon. The record is from RefSeq and is a predicted model, not a curated record. NCBI's taxonomy places the organism in Eukaryota, Fungi, Ascomycota, Pichiomycetes, Serinales, Debaryomycetaceae.